GGGUGUGGCUGGUCUUUCACAAGUGCUUAUAAACUUAAGCGGCAUAUGCGGAAACACACGGGAGAGAGACCAUUUAUGUGCCUCCAUGAAGGCUGCCUUAAAUCAUUCACAAGAUCAAGUCAUUUAAAGACCCACAUGCUUGUCCAUACAGGAGAAAAACCUUAUGUUUGCCCUGUGGACGGUAAGGUUGUUUUCCCAAAUGAAAUUUAUUAUGCAUCCCUUUUUUUGUUAAUUAUCACUUAAAAAAAGAUGUGCAAAAACCUUCUCUUGGAAAUUGAAUGGGACACAAUUCUCUCCUCAAGCACUGGAGACAAAAUUUUAAUUUUUAUUAAGUCGUUCAUAGCCAUGUAAUGUACUCUGAGAAUCACAAUGAUUUUUUUGCCAGAGACUGAAAUUCAAGUCUUACAAAAUUUGAUUUUCCCAUUCUUGCGAAUUUGAGGUGCCCACCAAAACUGGAUAGCUUUUGGACUGUUCAUGAUCCCCUAUUUUUCCACAAAAAUAGUUGUUAUUGAGCACUUAUAUCAUUACAGGUGGCUAGCUUGGUCUCAUGUAGCGAGGGGGUGGGUGUCAGAAUUUAUAGUAGUAUGAGGGAGGGAGGUGAGAAAAAUAAAAAUAUUUUAUUAUGUUAUUAGUAAAAUUUAUUAAAUAUUGUUCUCGCCUCUUCCCAACCAUCCCCUGCUCCCAAAGUAAAUUUGAAAUGGUACAUUUGAAAGUUGAUCCUGACAAUCGUACAGAAAAAAGGGCUCUGUGAACAGUCUGGAUAGAUAGCAAGGGAUUAUUCACAUGAUACCAAAAUGACUUUCAUUCUGGAACGAGUUCACCCCAUCUUAAGAUAAUUUUGCUGUAUUUUUUUACGCGAUGCCAAAACAACCUUUUGGUUCCCAUACAAGUCAUUCCGGUUUUCAAUCCGAGUGAAUGAAAUUCUUGUUCUGGUAUGAAAUUUCAUUCUGGUAUCAUGUAAACUGAAAACCAACUUCAAUUCUGGAUUGUAAACUGUGUAAAUCACAAAUUGUGUAGUCUGGGGUAAGUGGCACAUGCGUAUCUGAUGUGGUGCAAAAACCAUGCAAGCAAGAAUAAGCCAAACCAGUGAAUUUUAUGAUGUGAAUGCACUACGAACUUCAUUCUAAUAUAAAUGCGAAAUGGAGGGGUGCGGUAAGGUGUUCUCUGCCAAUGGGACUUUAACAGCCCACAUGAAGAUUCACAGUGGAGAAAGACCACAUGCAUGUCCUGUAGAUGGAUGUGAGAAAAGGUUUACAAUUAGGCAUCGAAGUUAAAGCUGCAAUUGAGGUCACAUACGGGUGAAAGGCCAUUUCACUGUGAAGUACAGGUAUAACUAUCAUAUGUUUACAGUCGAACCUCUCUCUACUGUAUGUCUCACUUCAGCGCAGUGUAUAAAUGAGUGCUGACUGCAAAAUGGUGGGUAUAACCCUGUGAUAGACUAGCUUUCUAUCCAGUGGGGAGUAGUAAUACCCCUAUAAAAUACUUGCCAAGUGUCACGCCUAAGGCGUGAUUGUCAUGCCUGUGGAUCGAAAACUUGGAUCUCACGCCUACUCACACCUGUGUUACGAUUUGUCAUGCAUGGUGGAAAAGGUUGAGCCAUUACAGCAUUAACUGACACAUUUGAAGAAUAUAUUAGUUAUUUAAACAAACGAGAACCAAAGAGAGAAAAGAAAAGUGUUAAUGUGGAUGAUCGACUUUCUCCGAAUUCUCUUUUUUUAGUAGGGAAGUCGAUGUUCCUUUGUGUUCCCAUGUUCGUGUAAGACGGAACACUUAGUAACAUCUUCGGAAGUCCUCAGAAUGUCUUCGGGCAUCUUCAGAUAUUAUUAUCAGACCCUACAAAAAAUCUUGGCACUCUUAAGAUAAAAAAUGUCACACCUAUAAACGUAAAAAGUUGGCAGGUAUACCCUAUGUACUUCCGUUAUACACUCUGGCCUUAUAGGCCUCUUUGGCUCAAGGUGCCCUUUAACCCUUUAAGUCCCAAUAUCCAAAUACAAAUUCUCCAAAAUGGUCCUCAUACAUUUCCUUAGAGAAUGAGGUAAGAGAAUUUGGUAAAAGAUCAAGGUAUUUUCUAUUUGGUGAUCAUUUUAUUAAUUCUCAUAACCUAAUCUCUUAACAAUGUAUGGAUAGUGUUAGGAGAAUAUUGAUGUUGGACACCAUUGGGACUUAAAGGGUUAACCAUUUUUAUCCUACAUGUAUUUUAGGUACCCUACUCCCCUAAAUGUCUCUCUUUCCUGUCUGACAGUGAUUGUUGAGAGAUUUGAUUCAUUUCACAGUGUCUUUUUUGUUCAGGGAUGUGGCUGGUCUUUCACAAGUGCUUAUAAACUUAAGCGGCAUAUGCGGAAACACACCGGAGAAAGAUCAUUUAUGUGCCUCCAUGAAGGCUGCCUUAAAUCAUUCACAAGAUCAAGUCAUUUAAAGACCCACAUGCUUGUCCAUACAGGAGAAAAACCUUAUGUUUGCCCUGUGGACGGUAAGGUUGUUUUCCCAAAUGAAAUUUAUUAUGCAUCCCUUUUUUUGUUAAUUAUCACUUAAAAAAAGAUGUGCAAAAACCUUCUCUUGGAAAUUGAAUGGGACACAAUUCUCUCCUCAAGCACUGGAGACAAAAUUUUAAUUUUUAUUAAGUCGUUCAUAGCCAUGUAAUGUACUCUGAGAAUCACAAUGAUUUUUUUGCCAGAGACUGAAAUUCAAGUCUUACAAAAUUUGAUUUUCCCAUUCUUGCGAAUUUGAGGUGCCCACCAAAACUGGAUAGCUUUUGGACUGUUCAUGAUCCCCUAUUUUUCCACAAAAAUAGUUGUUAUUGAGCACUUAUAUCAUUACAGGUGGCUAGCUUGGUCUCAUGUAGCGAGGGGGUGGGUGUCAGAAUUUAUAGUAGUAUGAGGGAGGGAGGUGAGAAAAAUAAAAAUAUUUUAUUAUGUUAUUAGUAAAAUUUAUUAAAUAUUGUUCUCGCCUCUUCCCAACCAUCCCCUGCUCCCAAAGUAAAUUUGAAAUGGUACAUUUGAAAGUUGAUCCUGACAAUCGUACAGAAAAAAGGGCUCUGUGAACAGUCUGGAUAGAUAGCAAGGGAUUAUUCACAUGAUACCAAAAUGACUUUCAUUCUGGAACGAGUUCACCCCAUCUUAAGAUAAUUUUGCUGUAUUUUUUUACGCGAUGCCAAAACAACCUUUUGGUUCCCAUACAAGUCAUUCCGGUUUUCAAUCCGAGUGAAUGAAAUUCUUGUUCUGGUAUGAAAUUUCAUUCUGGUAUCAUGUAAACUGAAAACCAACUUCAAUUCUGGAUUGUAAACUGUGUAAAUCACAAAUUGUGUAGUCUGGGGUAAGUGGCACAUGCGUAUCUGAUGUGGUGCAAAAACCAUGCAAGCAAGAAUAAGCCAAACCAGUGAAUUUUAUGAUGUGAAUGCACUACGAACUUCAUUCUGGAAUGAAAGUCAUUCCUGAAUGAAAGUCAUUCUGGUAUCAUAUAAACAGCCCCUAAGACAGAGAAGUUUAAUGUGCCUGUUUAUGUUUUUUUUAAGGGUGCAACAAGGCAUUUACUGCAGGAAGUAGUCUUAAUGUACACAUGUGUAAACACACUGGUGAGAAACCAUUCAAGUGUGAUAUUGAUGGUUGUGCAAAGACCUACACCACUGCUGCUAACUUAAGGGCUCAUCAGAAGCGACAUGGAAUGAAAGCCGUAGUGGGUAAGAACUUAUACAUGAAGUUCUGGCAAUAAAGUUAAUACUCUCGCCUGUAAAGAAUGAAAUCAACAUUUACUAUUCAUAUGGAUAAAAAGAGAUUUUGAAGCAUGGGCAAGUUAGGGUACUUUUGGUGCUUACCUUUUGAUAGAAAAACUUGAAUUGGUUAGGUUGCCCAGUACAUGAUGAUAUACACUUUCCCUGCUGCCUGCAGAAAUACCCUUUUCUUUUACGCUUUGAACUCAACAAAGGCAUGAAUAAAAAGCUUAAAGGAAAAUGUAAAACAAAUGGUAAGCGAUAUUCCAUGUGGCAGCUGUAACCACAUGACAUCCCUUAAGUUUGUUAUUGUUCUGUCUUUAUCUCCUACCUUUCCUCCUUGCUCUAAAUGUCCUUUAUUAUACUGUGGUUACUUUUUCUACCUUCCUUUUUUUCCCUACAGUUGAUUUCAAUGAUGCUUCCCAAGGUGACAUGCCUGUAGAGCUUAGUGUAGUUAGCUGCGGGAGCAAUGCUAGUGAAACAGAACCCGAAGUCAUGUACACCACCAUCAGUUCUUUCCACCCAAGCAAUUUUAACCUUGAUGAUGCUGCACGUCUUUCAGCAGUUGGUAUUCAUAUACCCCCUUCAUUGCAGCCAAACACAUUGUGUGCCCUGGUAACUUCCACAGGCAACCCACUUGUGUCUCCUUCGACUGAACUUGCACUGGAAACAGAAAAGAAACAGUCAGAAGAUGGAGAAAUGAAGGAAGCAAGUAUAUCAGGAAUUCAAGUGCCAAUCUCAGUUCAACAAGAGCAAUUUGUUACCGAGGACCUAGAAAAUAAUACAAAACUUGAUGUAACAGAGUUCGUCGUGAGAAGUACUAGCGAUGACACAAUUUCACCUGCCGCCCAGGUAAGGACAGAGGUGGUUGUAGUGGACGGAACCAAGCUCUCUGGAAACUUUGAUUUGUGUAUAACCAGCAUGAUGAGUCAUAUAACAAGUGAAGCAGGACAAGAUGGAACUGGAGGACACGCUGCUGUUAAAAGUGUUGUGUCAUCAAGUCGGUCUCGUAAAAGAUCCAAAACUCUUGACUUUCGAGAUGUUCACCCUGAGAAUCAGUUUGCGCCGCCUGCUGUUAUAUUUCAGGUUUGUUUGUAAGUUUCGUAUGUUAAGCCAUUGGCCCCUGAACCGCCCGUGUGUACCCGAGUUCCUUCUACAGGUUGUAACGUCAUCAGGACAACUUUGUCAUCUCACUUGUGCAGGGUGAAGAGAUCUUCAAACCAUAUCAGAAUGAGCAAGAUCCAGUCAAGGAGGCCGGAGAAAAGGGCAAAAAAAACACGUAACGUUAACCCGAAAAUUCCUCUUGUUCCACUACCCACCGACCUUUCCUUUCAUCUAAUCGCAAGAUUCUAAAUGCUUUCCUAAAUUAAAAGCUUUUCCCACCAAAAUGAAGCCUUCUAAAAUGCCCAGUAAAAGAAAAAAAAGUGGAGGAAGAAAAGCAGAAGAAGAGUGGAGGAGAUAAAUUUUGCUUUCUGCGCAUACCUGAGCUUCAAAAGCUAUUCUCUUGCAUCUGGAUCCUUGGCUUCUUGACGUAAGACAUUUCAUAAACCUUCAUUUUGAGCUCCUGAGGUUACAUAAUUAUUAUGCAAAAAAAAAGCGAUUGUAAUUUGACAUCUGUUGGUUUGCAGGAUGAAGUCAAGUCCUCAGACACUGAAAAUGAGGCUGAAGUCUUAGUGGCUCAAAUCCAGCAGUCCCCUGAGGGAACUGCCACGGUUCAUAUUCCCAGGGAUUCGUUUCAAAUCAAUUUACCCCACGGACCAGUAACUGAUUCAACAACAGCUCAUGUACCGGAAGUGGAACAUGUGGAUGUCAAUACAAGUGGUAACCAUGGUAACACCAUUGAGAUUCCUUUAGAAUCUAGUUCAACACUACCCGAUGCGUCUGCGCAAAGUGAAGUUAUGGAAAAAGGAGGCUUAUCUCCAUAUAUGGACAAUCAAAGCUCUUCAGAGCAAGACGAAGGGAAGGGAGACACUUAUCCAGAAAGCACAAUUAAUUUACGAGACCUCCGAUAAUAUAUACAUAAUUCAUAGCAACAACAAUUGUAUUUUGUAGAUAAUUUUUCUUUCUAGCUCGAUUUGAUAAUUUAUUUAGUAGCCUUAUUUAAAGAGGUUAAUUGUCGAAAUUAGAAAUAGCGUUGGAAAACGUCAAAAGGUCAUCACAAAGAAUCGAUUAUCGACAAUCAAAUCGUAUCCACUGUCUUUACAGGGCGUAGCUGAAAAGACGAGACGCUGGUCACCACGUAGCCUGCAUAACAGGCGUUACUUUUUUUCUGGUUUUUUAGGCGAGCGAAGGCAAGCGCUAAACGAGCAGGGAGCGCCGGACGCGCGCUACGGAGGCGCUCCUUGCUUUUUUUGCCCUUGUCUUCGCUCACCUGAAAACCGCGAAAAAAUAACGCCUGUUAUGUAGGCUGGCAAUCGCUUGGACAAAAAAUAUAUGUAUUAGAAAUAGUUUUUCAUUGACUCUGAAAAUUGACUGAUGUCAGUCACAGAAAGUAUAAGAUCAAGUGCCGGUAUGCGGAAUAAUGAUAAUAUUAAGUAUCAAGUAUUUCCUCACGUUAUUGACAAAUUUCUGAGUCAGAUCUUUUUUUAUGAAACAAAAAAAUUAGAAUUACCUGCAAAUGACCAAAUAGCUUUUUCGCGACGUUUCACCUUAUCAUACGGCUUAGAGCACUUGAGUCAGUGAUAUAAUUUUGAUGGAGAAAAACAAAGACUGUAACUAUAAAUAGACCUAAUGAAGAGAGAACUGAUAAUCAGCCCUUAACACCUGUUCUUAGAUCCAUCUACCAACAUGGUGGCACUUUUUAGAGCUCCAGCUUUCCUGAUCUGUCAAUGCUGUGAGCUCUAGAUGAUCAUAUCUUUAUAAUGGGAAACUGUUAGAGAUUAAAGUUGUGGAUGAAGAAGACACAUCUUAGCUAAGCCGCGUCUUAUCUCAAGCGAAAUGUGCAGUUUAUACG
Messenger RNA from Porites evermanni, 6659 nucleotides. Lineage: Eukaryota; Metazoa; Cnidaria; Anthozoa; Scleractinia; Poritidae. The record is from the annotation of a GenBank genome assembly.